CCCUGGACAGGCUCCUCCUCCUCCUCCACCCUGCAUUGCAGUGCUCAAAACCGAACAGUCGCCAUUCAAAUUCACACAGUCGCCAGAACAAGAACAGCUUUCAACCGGACAUAAACAGCGCAGUCAUGCUGUACCUCGCUUUGUUUUUCAUCUCCGCAGCCGUCGCCACCCCUCUGUUGGGUACUGAACAGUGUGCCCGUGGUCCUCCCUACUGGUGCCACAAUGUGAAGACUGCCUCUAUCUGUGGCGCCGUGGUCCACUGCCAACAGAACGUAUGGAACCAGCCCCAGAUGAAAUCUGUGCCGUGUGACCUGUGUAAGGAGGUGUUGAUUGUGGUGGACCAGCUGCUGAAAGACAACGCUACUGAGGGUGAGAUCCUGGGCUACCUGGAGAAGGCCUGUGCCUUGGUUCCUGACAAGAAUCUGUCUGCAGAGUGUAAGGAGCUGGUAGACAGCUACUACCCUAUCCUUAUGGGUAUCAUCACUGGAGAACUGGAGGAUCCUCAGGUGGCUUGUGGUGCCAUGGGACCUAGCCUCCAGAGGGUCGCCCCUUCCUCCUCAACGUCCCUGGCCCUCACCUCAGGCGUAGGAUACCCAAGCAGGAACCUGCAGCAGACACUCAGAGGAGGCGAAGAGCAACUCCACUUUGUCAACACUCUGAUCGAGCAGAUCCAGGACCAGUGUGACCUGCUGGGGCCUGGUAUCUCUGACCUGUGCAAGCAGUACGUCAGCCAGUACGCCCUCUUAUCGUCCAGCAGCUGA
This is a messenger RNA of Oncorhynchus gorbuscha (pink salmon), 761 nucleotides long. RefSeq names its product prosaposin-like. Gene Ontology annotation, cellular component: lysosome. The record is from RefSeq and is a predicted model, not a curated record. NCBI's taxonomy places the organism in Eukaryota, Metazoa, Chordata, Actinopteri, Salmoniformes, Salmonidae. The transcript is spliced from 8 exons. Gene Ontology annotation, biological process: sphingolipid metabolic process. Bases 126 to 761 code for a protein of 211 amino acids.